Molecule: messenger RNA, 894 nt
Organism: Lingula anatina
Lineage: Eukaryota; Metazoa; Brachiopoda; Lingulata; Lingulida; Lingulidae
Product: kunitz-type serine protease inhibitor bitisilin-3
Molecular function (GO): serine-type endopeptidase inhibitor activity
Source: RefSeq, a predicted model, not a curated record
CCUCUCCCUGGUUCUACUUCUGACUAUGUAUUUGUCGCAUGCUUCCUCAAGUCAAACUUGUUUAAGCAGUAUACUUUUUUCGGGAACAGGUUUUACAGGUUUGAUCUAUCAUUGUCAGCACAAUUUAAAUAUCGUUUCAUGUUUUUUUUUGUGAUAUUAGUUGUUACGUAAAUAGUCAAAACAAGUUUUAAGGUGCGACGAAAUCAAUUGCCCGCGUUUUAUUAUGAUAACAAAAGAGGAAUUGCACUCUAGCUCUGUAACAAGUAAAAAAAGAAGAUCACCUGACGAUGCAACCGAUCCGGUCCUUAGCCUGUCAUGUGAAUAAGCCAUGGGGCGUUUUAUAUAAAUAAAGCCAAAAGUGUUAUCAGCACAAAAAGCAGAAGAAUAUUGUCUACGUACACUUAUAAAGGGGAAAUUCAAGAUGAUAGCAACCGUAAUACUUGGUUUUGUUUUGCUGAUUAUUUGCACGGCGCAGGGAAAGGUACUGCCUGCUGGUUGUGCUGCUGUAACCUGCUUUGCUGGCCAGAAAUGUGUCACCUUUCCUUAUCCAAGAUGUGUUUCAACAUGUCAGGUUGAAACAUGUCCUGUCGGUUCUAAGUGCGUAGAGACAUCCCUUGGUGCACGCUGCCUUGCAGCUGAAAAGCUUGACUGUUCGACGAUGAAGUGUCCUAAAGGAGAAACGUGCGUUCAGGGCAAAGUCAAUUGUGCUCAGCGCCAUCCACGCCAUAUUCCACUUUGUGAGCAUCCAAAAAAACAAGGGUGGUGUGUAGAUUAUGCGGUUCGGUACUACUUCAACAGCAAGUCCAGGCAGUGUGAUGCGUUUAUCUACUCGGGAUGUGGAGGAAAUAUCAAUAACUUUAAAACUUUGGAGGACUGUUGGCGUGAAUGCAAACA